CUGAGCUUCGGGGGAGAGAACUGAACCCGUUGAACCUUCUUAGUUAGAAAAGUUGGAGAUUCCUGGGGAAGCUGGCAUCUAGACCGGAGGCACAGAAACUCAGGGAACUAUACUUCUGUCACAGCGAAAAAUUGCGGCUUCGUCUCUGCUUCUAAAUCCAAUAUUCAGAGUGUUUGGGGAAAUCAUGGCCUUGACCAAGGCUAGGAAGGAACUGAGGCAGGAAGUCACCUGCCACCUGUGCUUGAAGCUGAUGACGGAGCCCAGGAGCAUCAGCUGUGGGCACAUUUAUUGUUGGGAGUGCAUAAUGACGUACACUAAGAAACAAGAAAAGGUGGCAUCAUCAUUCAGCUGUCCCCUGUGUUCUGUUCCAUUUAAAGUGGAGAGUAUCCGCCCAGUGAAACAGUUCAGCAGUCUUAUCGAGAUCAUCAAGGACAUGCAAUGUGAGAAUCUGUGUGAGGAACACGGAGAGCAGCUCCACCUGUUCUGUAAAGACGAUGAACAGGUCAUCUGCUGGCGCUGUGAGCGGACACGGCACAAAGGACACAGCACAGCUCUUGUGGAAGAUGUCCGUCAGAGCUACACAGAAAAGCUCCAGGAAGCUACGGAAAAGCUACUUCUGCUGGUUGAUAACUGGAAGAAUAUAAAGUUGGAUAUAGCAAAACAAAUAACUAGUUGGGAGGGAGAGAAGAUAGAGCUUCAAAAACAGAAAAUCCAGUCUGACUUUACGAAUCUCUAUGAAUUUCUGCGUAUGGAGGAAAAUUCUUAUUUAUGGAGACUAGAGAACGAAAAGGAGUAGACUCUGAGAAAACUGAAGGACAAACAAUCCAAGAUAUUAAAACAGGGUUGUGAUGUCUUGGACUACGUUGUGGAUCUGGAGUAUAAAUGUCAGGGUUCAGCCCAGAAUUUGUUGCAGGAUGUGCGCGGCACCUUAGAAAGGAGUUCAGAUAUGCAGCUCGAAUUACCAGAGGACAUCUCUUUGGAGCCUCGUACAAUGUGUGAUGUUUCUGAAUGCUACCUCAACGUGAGGAAGCGGCUAAAGAGCUAUCAAGUGAGCCUGACUCUGGAUCCACUGACAGCUCAUAAGGAUCUGCUUCUCUCUGAGAACCGGAGACAAGUGACGCUCGGAUGCCCCCAGGAGAAGCAGCAUAGUCCUAAGAGAUUUAGUGUGCUCCCUUGUGUGCUGAGCUCUGAGGGCUUCCUCUCAGGGAGACAUUACUUUGAAGUGGAUGUAGGUGAGGUAACUGAGUGCGAGGUAGGCAUUUGUUCGGAAAAUGUGCCGAGAGGCACUAAUGUACAGUUGAUGCCUCAGUCUGGAGUUUGGGCCAUCACACUACGCAAAGUCAACAGCUAUGUAACCCUUUUCAGUCCAUCAACAUCUCUCCAACUGGAGAGGCAGGUCCGGGUUUUGGGGGUGUUUUUGGACUAUGAGGCAGGACUUGUUUCCUUUUACAUGAAUGAUGGCUCCCACAUCUUCACCUUCCCCAGGACCUCCUUCUCUGGUAUCCUCAAGCCCUUUUUCAGGAUUUUUCAAAAUUCUCCUUUGAUCCUACUCAGGAAGGAGAAAAAGGAAGGAAAAGAAUGAAGUUUCUGUUUUCUUUUAUUUUAAAAUUUUUUUUUAAUGAAUCACCAUGAGAUAGAGUUACAGACUCACAAACUUUCAUGGUUACAUUUGAGUCUUACAAUGAUCGAGUACCCAUCCUUCCACCAGUGCCCUUUCCCCAUCACCAACGUUCCCAGUAUCCCUUCCACCACUCCACUCUUCCCCCCUCCCUUACCCCUCCCUGCCUCUGUGGCAGGCACAUUUCCUUUCACUCUCUCUCCUUUAGGGUGUUAUGGUUUGCAAUCCGGGUACUGAGUGGCCAUCAUGUUCGGUCCAUAGUCUACUUUCAGCACACAUCUCCCAUCUUGAGCGAGCCCUCCAAGCAUCAUUUCCUUGGUGGUCCCUUCUCUAGGAAUGAAGUUUCUUGUGCUUUAUCCAGAAUAGAAAUAUUAUGUAAGUUUUGAGAAGACACUAUUUAGUUUUCUUCAGUGCUUUUUUGGCCUUAACACAAUGCUGCGCUUUGGGUAGCUUUUUUUAACCUGCAAUAAAUGAGUGGAUUAAAAGACUAAAUAAUAUGAGGAGCAUAUGAUGAGCCUGAGCCUUGAGGGAAAGCAAGAUAUUAGCAUUGACCAUGCAUUCUCUUUGCCUUCCACUUCAGUGGAUUCAAAUUUUUAGUUUCCAUGAAUCUUUGAUUGGCAGUGUGACCCAGAGGUGAGGAGAGUUGAGUUCUCUGUAUAUUUUAAACCCUUUUAAUUUCUGUGAGACAUGAAGCAAAGCUGUAGUCUCUCUCCGCUGCAUGCAUGCCAAGAAAAUCUAUAAAUUCUUUUUUUGGCCUUUGGGGUCACACCUGGCAAUGCUCAGAGCUUACUCCUGGCUCUGCACUCAGGAAUUAUUCAUGGCAUUGCUCGAGGAACCAUGUGGGAUGCCGAGGAUCGAACCCGGGUUGGCCAUGUGCAAGGCAAAUGCCUCACCUGCUGGCGCCAUGCGCCAUGCCAAGAAAAUCUAAAUGGGAGUGACCCUUUGAAUCACUGACAUACUGAUUAAAAAUCUGAGCAGCGUUCCUGGGUGGUGAAGUAACUGCAGAUAGCUUGCAGACAGACCAAGGGAGAUUUCUGGGCAAUGACCAGAUGAAGUGGAGGGAAGAUUUAUAAUGGCCCAGAGUGAGAGGCUUCAAGCAGGGAGGAGAGGAAGGGUGAGAAUGAAUUUUGAUGUUUGACUUCCGUACUGGGAAUGGUGAUGUAUUUCAGAUUGCUAGUACUUCUGUUGUUGUUGUUGUUUCCUGGUGCCACACCCAGCUGUGCUCAGGGCUUACUUCUGGCUCUGUGCUCAGGGAUUAGUUCUGGUAAGGCUAAGGGAACAUAGGAGGUACUGGGGAUUGAAUCUGGGUUGGCCAUGUCCAAGACAAGUGCUUUUUCCCUGUACUAUCAUUUCAGCUCCCCCACACUACUAAUCACUGUAUCACUGUCGCUGGCAUCCCAUUGCUCAUUGAUUUGUUCGAGCGGGCACCAAUAACAUCUCCAUUGUUAGACUUGUUCUUACUGUUUUGGGCAUAUUUAAUAUGCCACAGGUAGCUUUUUAGGCUCUCCCAUGGGGCUCUCUGAGAGGGAUGGAGGAAUUGAACCUGGGUUAGUCGCAUGCAAGACAAACACCCUACCCUCUGUGCUAUCACUCCAGCCCUACUAAUUAUCCCAAAUUAAUUUUAAAUCUCAAAGAACAGUUAUUGCUUGCAGGAUUGUUGACAGUCUUUAAUAAGAUUCAGAUACAGUCAACUAAGUUUUCUUUUUUAAUUUAAUUUUAUUGAAUCACCGUGAGAUAGUUACAAGGCCAACUAAGUUUUAAGUGCACUUGAAAUAUACUUUUCAUAUCAACAAAAAGUAAUAUUCCUCAAUUGACUAAAGACAGCAUGAUGCUGAAGUCAGCUAAAAGCCAAAUAAUAUUAAUAGAGAAAAAGAGUGGAGGCCACCAAAUCACUAAAUAGUGUAGUACUUAGGGUCAUUUGCUUGUUGAAAUUGUCAGGGUUUCAAAGAAAUCAAUCUAUACCCUCUGAAUUCUUCAGAGGCCAGACAACUAAUCAAAUAAGCUGAUAAACAUUGUCAGGCAAAGUAAUAAAAGAAGAUUAUUAAUGUUGUAGGCAUUUUGAUAGGGAUAGCCCCUGGUAAUGAGAUUUUCUGAGAAAUAAUAAAACUAAGAAGAAAUUGGGGGCUGGAGUAAUAAUAGCACAGCGGGUAGGGCGUUUGCCUUGCACACGGCCAACCCAGGUUCGAUUCUCAGCAUCCCAUAUGGUCCCCUGAGCACCGCCAAGAGUAAUUCCUGAGUACAAAGCCAGGAGUACAAAACCUGUGCAUCACUGGGUGUGACUCAAAAAGCAAAACAAACAAACAAGCAAAAAACUAAGAAGAAAUUGCCUAGUCACUAGUCCUGAAGUAGACAAAGACAUGAAGAUCAUCUCUCUUUGUGAUAUGACCAAGCUAGUUAGAGAUAGAAAAAAAUAAGAUGACAUCCAGAUGCAGAAACUGAGGCAUCACCCAGCAAAGAAUGAACUCCCUCAGGAAAAAAAGAGAAUCUAAAGAGCAUUUUAAGUAUGUGUCAAAAAUAAAAAA
This is a messenger RNA of Sorex araneus (European shrew), 4140 nucleotides long. RefSeq names its product E3 ubiquitin-protein ligase TRIM38-like. The transcript has 8 exons. Lineage: Eukaryota; Metazoa; Chordata; Mammalia; Eulipotyphla; Soricidae. The record is from RefSeq and is a predicted model, not a curated record. Gene Ontology annotation, molecular function: protein binding; zinc ion binding.